This is a messenger RNA of Danio aesculapii, 1273 nucleotides long. RefSeq names its product troponin T type 2b (cardiac) (gene tnnt2b). Gene Ontology annotation, biological process: regulation of muscle contraction; cardiac muscle contraction; sarcomere organization. The record is from RefSeq and is a predicted model, not a curated record. Gene Ontology annotation, molecular function: troponin I binding; tropomyosin binding; troponin C binding. The transcript has 13 exons. Gene Ontology annotation, cellular component: troponin complex. NCBI's taxonomy places the organism in Eukaryota, Metazoa, Chordata, Actinopteri, Cypriniformes, Danionidae. Bases 1 to 966 code for a protein of 321 amino acids.
AUGAGGAGUCAGGAGGUCCCUUUAAAGUGUUCUCAGGGUAGUUUGAGUUCAGGCAUUCCAGUGACCGUGAGUAAGAAAGCUCUCUGUGUUUUCUCUGUUGAGAAGAGCGUUUGUUCACAGCACAAAGCCCAUCUCAGUCUUUCCUUCUCCUGGCGGCUCAAUCGGGAGUCAGUGUGUGUCUGUGUGUGUGUGUGUGCAGUUUCUUCUUAUGCUUCUGCUUAUGCUUCAUCAGAUGAGCUUCGGGAGGAGGAGGAGGAGGAGGAAGAAGAUGCUGUGGAAGAACCAGGAGAGGAAGAAGAAACAAAACCAAAGCAUAAAACCUUUUUGCCACCACACGUGCCUCCCAAAAUUCCUGAUGGAGAGAAAGUUGAUUUUGAUGAUAUUCACCGCAAACGUAUGGAGAAAGACCUGACGGAGCUGCAGACUCUCAUUGAGGCUCAUUUCGAGAAGAGGAAGAAAGAGGAAGAGGAGCUGAUCAACCUCACACAGCGCAUCGAAAACCGCAGGUCAGAGCGAGCAGAACAACAGCGCAUCCGCACAGAGAGAGACAGAGAGCGGCAGAACAAACUGGCUGAGGAAAAGGCUCGAAAAGAGGAAGAGGAGGCCAAGAGGAAGGCGGACGAUGAUGCAAAGAAGAAAAAGGUUCUCACAAGCUUCCAGUACACCGGAUACAUGCAGAGGACAGAAAAAAGGGGCGGGCCCAAGAAGCAAACUGAGCGAGAGAAGAAGAAAACAAUCCUGAGCGAACGCCGCAAGGAGUUGAACAUCGAGAACAUCGGCGCGGACAAGCUGAGAGAAACGGCGAAUGAGCUCUGGAAGAAGAUGCGGCAGCUGGAGGCCGAGAAGUUUGAGAUGCAAUACAAAUACAUGAGCCAGAAAUACGAGAUCACCGUCCUGAGGAAUCGAGUCAGCGACCAUCAGAAGAAUACCAAAGGAUCUAGAAGUAAACGAGGACUGAGGAAGUAAAGCAGCCUCACUGACCCACCAGGAACACCUGACAUUUUUGCAUAUGCAUUUUUCUUUAUAUUUAUUAUACCAAAUUACUCUAUUUAGUCUUUAUCUGAGAGCUCAAGAAUAAUGAGCCACCUGAAAAGAAUGAUGAAUCGUUGAAGCUUUAAGUGACUAAUAAGACUGUAUUUGUGAUAUUAUUAUGAUUAUUUGAUGAACAUUAUGACUCCUUUUGAUUUUAAUUAUGUGCAUGUCAUUAAAUGCAAAGUGCCAUGAUUGUAUUGUAUUUUUUGUUGAUUUAAUAAACCAUAAUACACUGCAGAAA